CGAGCGCGCGCAGGGAGCAUGGCGUCCGCCAGGAAACGUAAGCGGGGACUCAGCAGCCCUGAGGAAGGAGAUUUACGUGACUCUGCAUUACCUUUGAACACAUCUAGUGCUGAAGGUGAUGCUAUCAAAGUCUGUGUAAGGGUACGUCCACCUUCAGAGGGAACCGCUUUAGGCAAUGAACAUCAAGGCUUGUGUUUAUCUGUUCUUUCCUCAAAAACCAUCCGUCUGCAUUCGAAGCCUGAACCAAAGAUCUUCACUUUUGACUAUGUUGCAAAUAUGGAAACAACACAGGAGUCAGUUUUCUCAACUGUGGCCAAAAAUAUUGUUGAAUCUUGUAUGAAUGGCUACAAUGGAACAAUCUUUGCAUAUGGCCAGACUGGGUCAGGAAAAACCUUUACUAUGAUGGGACCAUCUGAAUCUGGUAAUUUCACUCACAGUCUGAGGGGUGUCAUUCCACGGAGCUUUGAAUACUUAUUUUUUCUAAUUGAACGGGAAAAAGAAAAGGCUGGCAAUGGAAAGAGUUUUCUCUGCAAAUGCUCAUUUAUUGAAAUCUACAAUGAACAGAUAUUUGACUUGCUAGAUUCUGCUUCAGCUGGGCUCUUUCUCAGAGAACACAUCAACAAGGGAGUCUUUGUUGAUGGGGCUGUUGAACAGGUGUUGUCAUCUGCUGCUGAAGCAUACCAGGUAUUAUCUAUGGGCUGGAGAAACCGUCGUGUAGCAUCAACCUCAAUGAACAGGGAAUCCUCAAGAUCACAUGCAGUUUUCACUGUCACAGUGGAAUCCAUGGAGAAAACCAAUGAGGUGGUUAAUAUUCGGUCUUCCCUGCUCAACCUGGUAGACUUGGCAGGAUCUGAGAGACAGAAAGACACCCAUACAGCGGGAAUGAGAUUAAAGGAAGCAGGUAACAUAAAUCGAUCACUAAGUUGCCUGAGCCAAGUAAUGACAGCACUUGUUGAUAUUGGUAAUGGAAAACAGAGGCACGUUUGUUACCGAGAUUCCAAGCUCACGUUUCUGUUACGGGAUUCCCUUGGUGGUAAUGCAAAAACCUGUAUAAUUGCAAAUGUUCAUCCAGGAUCCAGGUGCUUUGGUGAAACCCUGUCCACUCUUAAUUUUGCUCAGCGAGCAAAGUUGAUUAAGAACAAGGCUGUGGUAAAUGAAGACACACAAGGAAAUGUGAGGCAGCUGCAAGCUGAGGUCAAGAAGCUGAGAGAGCAGCUUACUCAACUUACUUCAGUGCCAUCUAUGCGUGAUAUUUCUGUAUCACAAGGUGCUGCUGAAAAAGGGCACAACCAGCUAAACUACAUGAAUAAGUUUCUUGAAGCAAUGUUGUUCUGGGAGAAAUCAGAAGGUGAAAAGAAGAAUUUAUUAGAAAAAAUUGCUCAACUAGAAGACCUGUGUGGCAAGAAGGAGAAAUUUAUUCAAUCCAACAAAAUGAUAGUUAAAUUCCGUGAAAACCAUAUUGUUCGCUUGGAGCGGUUACAUAAAGAGGCUGGUGGAAGCUUAUUGCCAAAAGAACAAGAUGAUCUCUUCAGUGAACUUAGGGAGGAAUUGCGGAUGCUCAAAGAACAGGUGGAACAGCACCCACAGAUUGCAAAGUAUGCCAUGGAGAACUAUAACCUCAGAGAGGAGAACAAAAAACUCCGUUCUUUGCAGUCAGUUAAAAAGGCUCAGGAAAUAGAUGCCAACACAAUAGUGGAAUUGGAAAGAGCUUUCUCAGAAGCUUCAGCCACAGAGAAAAAUACUGGAGGUCAUCAUUUAUAUUCCACCACCAUAUCAGUGGAAGGCAAUUCACUGGCAUCUGUUGAAAGGCUGAAAGCACGUCUGCUACAGACUCAAAGUGAACUGGCAAGUUCAAAACAAGAAUAUGAAGAAUUUAAAGACCUAACCAAGAAAAAGCAUAUGGAAAUGGAAUCAGAGCUUCAGUCCCUUCGGAAAGCAAACCAACAUCUCGAAAACAUACUGGAAGCAACUAAAGCAAGCAAGCGCCUAGAAGUCUCUCAGUUACACAAGCUACGCAGAGAAACUCUGAAGAACAUAACCACUCCAUCAAAAGCCUACCAGCUGAGAUCCCGCCUAGUGCCGCGGGUCAGCCCGGAGAUCCUAGCUCAUCAUUCUGAAGCUUUUCAGUGUUCUGAAGAGGUGAUGGAUGAUGUUUCAAAAGAGCCAGUUUCCCCAGAGGUGAAUGAACAAGAAGCAUAUGAGGCUAUGGUUGAGGAACUCAAACUGGCACAGGAGCAACUGAGCACAAUGCAGACAAAGCUGGAUGAAGAGGAAAGCAAGAAUCUGAAACUCCAGCAGCAUGUUGAUAAACUGCAGCAUCAUUCUGCACAAAUACAGGAGCUUCUUUCAUCUGAAAGGAAUGACUGGAAUAAACAACGCCAGGAGCUCCUGGAACAGAUAAAAUCACUUGAAAAGCAAUUUCAAGACAGCCAAAGCAAUACUGAUAUAUUAAAAAGUGAAGUCUGUGACUUGCGCAUUGUCCUGAAGUCUGCAGACAAGGAGUUGUCUGCUGUAAAACUGGAAUAUCGUGCCUUUAGGGAAAAGCAAGAGAAAGAAAUGAGCCAGCUUUCUGCUAGACAUAUGGAUGUACAGUUCCAGCUGGACAGUGUCAGGCUAGAACAUGAGAAGAUCCUCGAGGAAAAAGCAAGCCUGCAGGAUGACUAUGACAACUUGCAGGAAGUAGCCAAGUUUGAGACAGAUCAGCUGAAGCAACAGCUUGAACAAGAAGCAGAAGCAAUGAAAACUGAGCUUCGUAAUCUUUACGAACUCCUGAAAACAGAAAAAGAACUUAAUGAAAAACUAACAUUAAGAUUGCAAGAAGAAACCAGUUCAAAGGAGCUCUUGAAAGAGCUCGGAAAAGCACAGGUGGAGAAGCCAUCCUCUGAAAUGGUGACUCAGUGUGAGCAGCAGGAAGCAAAACUGCAGAAAUUGGAACAGGAGCUGGCUGCUGCUGAAGAAAUGAUUGUUUCUUUGAAGAAGACAAAUGAUACAGAUAAGGAAGUUGUAACUGACUUGAUGAGACAGAUCCAGGAGCUGAGGUCUUCACUUAAUCAUAAAACUGAGUCCCUAGAUGGUCUGACAAGAGAGCUCGAGGAUAUAAAUUGCAAGUAUAAUCUUCUUCUGGCUGCAAGAGAAGAAAGCAAAGGAAUCAUACAGGAUCAGGAAAAGAAGAUUGAAGAGCUGAAGGAAGCCUUGGAGAGAAGCAAAAUAGCUGAUAACAUUGAGAGAGAUCUUCUGUGUGAAGACUUACAUCACACUGUUGAUCAGCUAAUAAAACUGACUGAAGCCUCCAAGAAGCAUGAUUCAUUGCUUCAAUCUGCACAGGAAGACAUAACAAAGAAAGAAGCCUUAAUCCAGGAACUCAGGGAACAGUUGGACAAAGCGACAGAAGAACUGGAGAAGAGGAAGAAUGAAUAUGAACUAAAAAUGAAGCAACUAGAUUGCUUUUUUGUCUCAUCUUCAGAAAUAUUUCCUCAGUGUGCAAAAACUCCCCCUAAGUUUGAUGUGAAUUUGGCAAAGCUCUUGGAAACUCGUGAGCAAGAAAUAGCUGAUCGGAGGGCUUCUGCCAUAAACCUGGAGCACCUUGUGCAUGAGCUGAAUGAAGAACGAAAAGCUAAAAACGCUGAAAUUCUAAGGCUGAAGGAACAAUUAAAUGAGUUGGAGAACUUGCGUCUGGAAAUGCAGGUACUGGUGGAGAACAACAGGAACUUACAGAACCUUGUAGAAGCUCAGAGACCAAGCAAGAACAGUAACCAGAAACAGCCUGAUGCUCAGUACCUCAAAGAGAAAGAGGAGGAGGUUGCUGAAGAACAAUGUGCCAAGAAUAAAGCAGUGGAGGAGAUGCUGAAAAUCAAAGCAGAAUUAGAAGAAACCAAAAAUAACCUCAAAAUCAAAGAGAAUACUUGUCUUGAAAUUAAUCUGGAGAUGGAGCGAACGAGAGCUCUGGAGCUCAAAGCCUUUAAUGAAAAAGAAGAAAUCAGGUCAAAACUGGAGGAAAUGUAUGAAGAGAGAGACAGACUUGCAAAGGAAAUGGACUUGCUGAGGAAGCAGAUGAAGUCUCUUGCGGAGGAAAACGGGAAAUUGAUUGGUCAUCAAAACCUAAAACAGAGGAUUCAGUAUCUUGUGAAACUGAAGAAAGAUUACACUGAGCUUAGUGCGGAGACUGAAAAACUAAGAGUUGAAAAUGCUUCUCUGAAAGAAUCAAGAAGAUGUGAGUCCUGCAGACAUCGGGAGCAGCUCUGACACAGCUUCAGGGACAGGGUUUUAAAGUGUACAGAAGAAGCAAACACCAAGUGUCAAAAUCUUAUUUUCCUGGGACCACAGCAAAAGUCAAGUCAUUUAGUUCCUGGAUUUUGGGCUGGUAAUAACCUCUAGUGAAGAAUUGAAUUCAGCCAUGUGGGCAGCUAUCAGUGACCUAUCGUCACCUUCCUGGCAUUUCUCACAAACUGGUUUUUGUAUCAGUGCUAGAAGGUACUUCCUUGAACCUGUCAAUAAUAUUAUCCACCUGGUUUUGGUUAUUUUAUACAGUACUUACUUUUGCCCACAAAGAAAUGGGGCAAGAGCAGAUGAAGGGAAAGAUCUAUGUCAGUUGGAGUGCAAGUUUCCUAGUGAGUUCCUGCACUAUUUGACUGAAGGGAAGAAGAAUAAUGCUUAUCUAUGGAUUUUGGAGUUGCCUAAUCCUCCAAAUUUACUUGAACUUUGAUGUGAAGUCGUAAGGUAAAAAAUACACCUUAAACUGGGGCAUUUAUUUUCCUGUAGACAAAUAGCAUAGUUGUAUGCUUUCUGUGUUGUAUGUCUGUAGUAGAACUUAUACUCCAUCCUUUUCUAACAUAAAUAAACCCUUUGUAUAUAAACCACAAUGGCCCCCAUUCGUUUUUCCUUCUCACCCUUCACCAACACAACCCAGCAGCAGGGAGGAGAGGGGCUGCUGGGGGAGGCAGUGCACCACUGGAUACGGAAGGAGGAAAUGGCACAGGGAAGCAGCUUGUUGCCAUUAAAGCAUGCUCUGCAUUAUUCAGGGCUUUGCUUCUUCCUGCAUCUGUAAAGGGGAAGGAGCAUAUGGGGUCGUCAGAGGGGUUUGGAAGCAGAGGGGAGUGAACCCAUCCAUGGCUCAGCUGCUUGAGGGCACCAACAAGGUGAGGAAUGUGGUGGGCACACAGGGAGCAGAUGGAACCUGUCUGCUGGUGUGCAACAGAGAAGUGAAUUAUGGGGAUGCCUGAGACCAAACCUGCCUCUGAAAGCCCUUUUGCAGUGGAUUUAUGCCAGUUUGACUUUAAAAGCAGGGUUUUGGUAGGCUCGAGUGCUAAAUGCAGCCUGUUGUUUCAUUGAUAGAGACUCAGAAUGGUUUGGGUUGGAAAGGACCUUAAGCUCAUCCAGUUCCAGACCCCUGGCACACACAGGGACACCUUCCACCAGAGCAGAUUGCUCCAAGCCCUGUCCAGCCUGGCCUUGAAUACCGUCAGGGAUGGGCAGCAUCCAUGCUGGGAAAGUGGGAACGGGGUGUGUUGGUGGAGGGCAGGAAGGGAAAAUGGAUGUGGGCAAUGGUGGUUUAUAUGCAAACCUUAUAUGUACUGCAUCCUAUUACUUUAUAGAAGGAUGGAGUAUGUAAGUUCUACAACAGGCAUACAACACAGGCUCAGGAAUAAGCAAGCUUGUGGCAGGGAUCACAAAGGGAGGGACAGAAACCACUGCUUGAACAGACUAAUCCAGAAACAGCCACACAACCCAAACCAGUUUAGGAUUCUAUGGUUAUUAAAAAGGGUUAAAAACCAAAACCUCAGUCCUUGUUAAUUGUGAUGCUCCUUUUGUGUGUCUCAGAAAAGGUGGCAGAAAGGAGAACUGAGAAACUGAAAUCCUGAUGCUCUUAUCAGUGUGGGUUUUG
Melopsittacus undulatus (budgerigar) is the source of this 5881-nucleotide messenger RNA. It is a transcript of the gene KIF15, whose product is annotated as kinesin family member 15. Lineage: Eukaryota; Metazoa; Chordata; Aves; Psittaciformes; Psittaculidae. The transcript has 35 exons. The record is from RefSeq and is a predicted model, not a curated record. Gene Ontology annotation, molecular function: microtubule motor activity; microtubule binding; ATP binding. Bases 19 to 4242 code for a protein of 1407 amino acids. Gene Ontology annotation, biological process: microtubule-based movement.